AUGGUUUCUCCUCAAAUAACCAACUUGGUCAUCAUCCUUGGGAUGAUGCAGGUCUCCAAAAGGGUUCCCUUUGACAACCCCGAUGUCCUCCUCGGCGUGCGCGUUUUGUAUGCCGUGUCCAACUUGAUCAUCCUGAGCAUAUAUCUCUACUUGCAAAACGUGAUCAACCGAAAGAAGGACAUGACUACGCUCAAAUACGUCGAACCGGCGCCAAUGGGCUCCGGUGAUGAGCCUCGUCCCGUCACCACCACGGUCAUGGAGUACGACAAGGCACAGCUGCGCCAGCUCAUGAAGUCGCAGCUGAUGGGCGUCGGCAUGAUGGGCGUGAUGCACCUGUACUUCAAGUACACCAACCCUCUCCUAAUCCAGUCUAUUCUCCCCGUUAAGAGCGCCUUCGAAUCGAACUUGGUCAAAAUCCACCUUUUCGGAAAGCCGGCCACGGGCGAUCUGCAGCGCCCCUUCAAGGCCGCUGCUGGGUUCAUGAACAUGGGCCAGGGUGAGAUCAAGAGCGACAAGGCAUCGAUUGAGAAUGCUGAGAAGAACUACCGUGGCGGCGUCAAGGAGGAAUAA
Talaromyces proteolyticus is the source of this 570-nucleotide messenger RNA. Its product is annotated as putative phosphate transporter. Bases 1 to 570 code for a protein of 189 amino acids. The transcript is spliced from 3 exons. NCBI's taxonomy places the organism in Eukaryota, Fungi, Ascomycota, Eurotiomycetes, Eurotiales, Trichocomaceae. The record is from RefSeq and is a predicted model, not a curated record. Gene Ontology annotation, biological process: protein targeting to ER. Gene Ontology annotation, cellular component: endoplasmic reticulum; mitochondrion.